This is a messenger RNA of Aureococcus anophagefferens, 1535 nucleotides long. RefSeq lists its product as hypothetical. Gene Ontology annotation, biological process: protein targeting; Golgi to lysosome transport. The transcript has a single exon. Gene Ontology annotation, cellular component: clathrin adaptor complex; trans-Golgi network; cytoplasmic vesicle. The record is from RefSeq and is a predicted model, not a curated record. The coding region runs from base 157 to 1488 and encodes 443 amino acids. Lineage: Eukaryota; Pelagophyceae; Pelagomonadales; Pelagomonadaceae.
GCCUCGCGCCACCACCGCCGUCGUCGACGUCCGCGUCGUGCGCCGCGCGCCGGUGAGCCGCCGCCGAUCCGGUCCGCGCCGCCGCCGCCGCCGCCGCCGCCGCCGUCCGCGCGCGAAAAAGAAGCGCCGCCGCGCCGUUCCUCGCCUCAGCACACCAUGCUGAGCCAGUUCUUCGUGCUGAGCCCGCGCGGCGACACGAUCAUCUCCAAGGACUUCCGCGGCGACUCGCCCCAGGGCGCCGCCGAGGCCUUCUUCCGCAAGGUCAAGUUCUGGAGCAACGACAAGGGCGCGAGCGGCGCCGCGCCGCCCGUGUUCCGCGUCGGCGACGUCACGUACGUCUGGGUCAAGAAGUCCGGGCUCAUGUUCGCGUGCAACUCGCGGUUCAACUGCUCGCCGUCCAUGACGCUGGAGCUCCUGAACCGCGUCGUGAAAGUGUUUAAAGAUUAUUGCGGCGUGCUGAGCGAGGAGGCGAUCCGGAAGAACUUCAUAUUGAUCUACGAGCUCCUCGACGAGGUCAUCGACUUCGGCUACCCGCAGGGCACGUCCACGGAGAAUCUGAAGGCCUUCGUCUACAACGAGCCCGUGCUCGUCGACGCGCAGAAGACGCGCGUGCCGUCGCUGUCCGCGAAGACGACGCCGUCGACGUCCGUGCACAAGCCCAUCGCCGGCGGCAAGUCGUCGGUGAUGGGCGGCGCGCGGUCCGACAAGAACGAGAUCUUCGUCGACAUCCUCGAGCGGCUGACCAUGCUCUUCUCGCCGUCCGGCGCCGUCGUGAACUCCACCAUCGACGGCUGCAUCCAGAUGAAGAGCUACCUGUCGGGGAACCCCGAAUUGCGGCUCGCGCUCAACGAGGAUCUCGUGGUGGGCAAGGGCGGCGCCUACGGCGCCGUCGUCUUAGAUGAUUGCAACUUCCACGAGUGCGUGCGCCUCGACGACUUCGAGUCGUCGCGGCUGCUGAGCUUCCUGCCGCCCGAGGGCGAGUUCGUGGUCUUGAACUACCGGUGCACGGGCGACUUCCGCGCGCCGUUCCGGGUCCUGCCCCAGAUCGAGGAGAGUUCGCCGUUUACGAUCGACGUCGUCGUCCUCGUGCGCGCGGAGAUCCCGGAGACGAACUACGGCGGGAACGUCGUCAUCACCGUGCCGUGCCCGCGGACGACGGCCGGCGCGUCGUGCGGCCCGCCGAGCGGCGGCGCGAUCGGCCACGGCGCGGACUACGACGCGGCGAACCGCAAGCUCGUCUUCACCGUGAAGAAGUUCCAGGGCGGCGUCGAGCACGCCUUCCGCGCGAAGAUCACGCUGUCCGCCGUGUGCACGGCGCAGGCGCGGAAGGAGGUCGGCCCCGUCUCGCUGACCUUCGAGAUCCCCAUGUACAACGUCUCCAACCUCCAGGUCAAGUACCUCCGCAUCGCCGAGCAGUCCAAGGCCUACAACCCCUACCGCUGGGUCCGCUACGUCACGCGGUCCUCGUCCUACGUCUGCCGCUGCUGAGAGGUUGCGCGGGCUUAGGGCGCUCGCCUAGUAAUGCGGUAGACGCG